Acromyrmex echinatior (Panamanian leafcutter ant) is the source of this 3356-nucleotide messenger RNA. It is a transcript of the gene dia, whose product is annotated as diaphanous related formin 1. NCBI's taxonomy places the organism in Eukaryota, Metazoa, Arthropoda, Insecta, Hymenoptera, Formicidae. Gene Ontology annotation, biological process: actin filament polymerization; actin cytoskeleton organization. Gene Ontology annotation, cellular component: actin filament. Gene Ontology annotation, molecular function: small GTPase binding; actin binding. The record is from RefSeq and is a predicted model, not a curated record.
AUGUAUACGCUUAGGACUGCUGUAUGUCCGCCUCCACCACCUAUGCCUGAAAUGGGAAGCAAACUACCGCCGCCGCCACCUCCUCUUCCUGGCGGUGGUGGCCCACCUCCACCACCACCUAUGUCUGGAAUGAUGUGCCCACCUCCUCCGCCUAUGCCCGGUUUAAAAGGACCUCCACCUCCACCUAUGCCUGGAAUAGGAGGACCUCCACCACCACCUAUGCCAGGAAUGGGUCCUCUAUUACCACCGAUAAUGGGGGCAUUAUCUCCAUCGUCUCCAAUGAUACAAGUUUUGCCUCACGGAUUAAAACCGAAAAAGAAGUGGGAAGUAGAUGGACCAUUAAAAAGAGCAAAUUGGAAAGCGAUUUUACCUCACAGAAUGACAGAAAAGUCAUUCUGGACAAGAGUACAAGAAGACAAAUUAGCUAGUCCAGAAAUAUUGGAUGGUCUUGCACAGAAGUUCGCUUCCAAACCGAGCGGGAAAAAAAUAGACGAUGUAGUUGAUAAAUCAGCCUCAACGAAAAAAGUAAAGGAUCUCAAAGUUUUGGAUAAUAAGGCGGCUCAAAAUAUAUCAAUACUUCUCGGUGGAACACUAAAGCACAUGCCUUACGUGGAAGUAAAAAGAUGUUUAUUUCGAUGUGAAGGACCAGUUAUUUCUGAUAAUAUAUUACAAGGAUUAAUUCAAUACUUACCUCCGCCAGAUCAAUUGUCAAAAUUACAGAUGUACAAAGAUCAAUACGAUGACUUGACUGAAGCGGAACAAUUUUGUGUUACGAUAUCUACAAUAAAACGGUUAUUACCCAGAUUGAGAUCAUUAAGCUUUAUGUUGCGAUAUGAAGAGUUGAUACAGGAUAUAAAACCUGACAUAGUAGCUGCUACUGCAGCAUGCGAAGAAGUGAAAAGUAGCAAAAAGUUUGCACGAAUUCUCGAAUUAAUAUUGUUACUCGGAAACUAUAUGAAUUCCGGUUCCAAAAAUGGCCAAGCAUUCGGAUUCGAGAUUAGUUUUCUUACAAAGUUGACUAGUACUAAAGAUGUCGAUAACAAGCAAACUCUUAUGCAUUACUUGGUGGAUACGAUAGAAAGAAAGUUCCCAGAAUGUCUCAGCUUUAUUGAGGAAAUAGCACAUGUAGAUCGUGCCAGUAGAGUGUCUUUAGAAAAUGUUCAGAGAACAUUAUGUCAAAUGGAGACCAAUAUUCGUAAUCUCGAACAGGAUCUUACGAAUGCCAAAGUUCCACAGUGCGAUGAGGACUUAUUUAUAGAUGUUAUGAAACCAUUCGCUAAGAAAGCUAGAGAAUCUUACGAGGUUCUGCAAAAUAUGUUUAAAAAUAUGGACACUCUGUACACGGACAUUUCAGAAUUCUUCUCUUUCGAUAAGCAGAAGUACACUAUAGAGGAAUUCUUUGGCGAUAUCAAGACGUUCAAAGAUGAUUUCUUGCAAUCGCAGAAGGAGAUAAUAAAGCUGAAGGAGGGCGAGGAGAAACAGAGACGAACGAGAGAAGCGCGCGAAAAAGCAGAAGCAGAAAAGGCGGCACGAGCUGCGCGUAAACGCGCAUUAGUCGAUAUGAACGCACAUGAGACUCAGGAAGGUGUUAUGGAUAGUUUGAUGGAAGCGUUGCAGACUGGAUCGGCUUUCAGUAGGCCAGACCAACGACGCAAGCGACAAACCCGCGUAGCUGGUGCGGAAAGGAGAGCGCAACUAAAUAGGAGUCGAUCGCGUACUGGAUUAGUCGGAACUGGCUUGCUAGGGAGAGAACUUUCGACAGAGCUUUUAAGUUCGGCUUAAUCUAUUGGAAUACAUCCUAUUUCCGUCCUAAACUCAUUGCUGUGAUGAUUUUACACGCAUUGGAACAUUAAUGAGCAGGAGAACGUACGGUAUGGUAAAUCAAUAUCCAAGAGAGAGGAAGAAAAAGAAGAGCGACAUUCCACAUCAAUGAUCUUCCGAUGUAGAUCGAAUUUUUACUAUUUCGAAUUGAAUAACAGUCUUCCUUACAUAAGGUAUGGUCAAUAUGGUGCUACAAAUGCUUUAAAGUGUUUUUUAAUUAGUCAAAUUGUAAAAUUCUUUCUUCUGAUUGGUCCAUCAAAUGCUUCAAAGCAUUUGUAGCGGAACUUUGACUACAACCAUAGUUAAGAUAUUCGGUUUAUAGGUGUUUUUUACUUGUAUAAAUACAUAUGUGUGUAUACAGAUUUGUAUAACGAUAGUUGCAUUAAUGCUCGCUAGAGUAAGUGCGAGAAUUUGUUCCAUAGACGAUUACUUCGAGAUACUUCGAGACGACGCAAGAAGAAAUUCGUCACUAGCAAACACAUUUGUAAAUACGCAUAAGAUAAGUACUAGUGACGAAUUGACGAUUCGUAGAAGCUGCUCGUCAAUAUAGUUCGGCGCACACUCUUAUCACGCUCCAAGCAUGUUUACCAUCAUUUCUGUGAAUCAGGCGGCGGAUUUCGCAUUUAUUUAUGUACGUGGUUGUAAAUAUAUUUCAUCUCGAGAAUCAUAGAUACAUACGUAUAUGCUCGAAAUUAUUUCGAUUACAAGAUAUAUUUGUAAAAAUUACAUUUUGUGAACAAGUAAUUUUUUCGUUAAAAAUCGAUAAUGCAUUCCUUCGAUAUUCUUAACGAAGGAAAAUACCUCAUAUACUGUAUGGACAUUUUUAUACGACAAUAUUUUUAUGCGACGAGGAGAUUCGUAAAUAUCGCUUAUUUCUACGUUAUGUUAAUGUUAAGAUGAUACUAGUAAUCGUAAUGACUCUGUUGCCAGCUCGAUAAAACGACCGCAAAGCCUGCAUAACUUAACGUUUACAUCCGUUGCUCAUUUAAAUUUCAAUAAGAAUAUUUACAAUGUAAUCUGAAAUUCUAUUGUAGUAUAAAGAAAGAUUUGUAUAAAAUUGGCGCACAAUUUUUCGAUAUAUUUUUUAUAAUUAUGGUUUUACUUUGUCUAUCUUUUUAGAAAAAAGCACCUGUAUUCGCAUUUUUUUGUAACGGAAACAUUUUACUAUGUAACAGUAUUAAUCUAGGAAAAAUAACUGAAUUACUCUUAAGAGAAGUAACUUAUUCAACGCAAUGUUCGCGUUUUGUGAUAUACUUAACGAACCCGAAAACAAGCUCAUGACAGUCGAACAGUACUUUUAACGGUGGCUUGAUCGAAUGCCCGUAAAAGAAACUCAGAGUAAAAGAGAUAUAUGUAGAGAGAAGAUCUUAGAAAACGGAUACGUGGCGAUGUAAACACUGAAUGUAAUUUAACUUUUUCCAACGCUUGAUAAAUUAGCAGUAGAUAACACGCGAUGUCUAUAUAUUGGAUUGAGUAAAAAAUAACUUCGUAUUUUUAGAAUUGAAUGUCAUCUAUAAAUGCGAAGUUAUUUUUUA